AUGGCCCAGACUAUCGCUCUACGCCGUCGCCAGAACAAGAGCUGCGACCAGUGUCGGGCUGGUAAACGCCGAUGCGAUGUCGAAGUCGCUGUCCACGAGAUUCCGGCAAUCAGCGGUCUCGCUUUCCCUUCGAACGACGAACAUGACGAGACCAAUAUUUUCGCCUCGUCCCCCUGCACGAAUUGUAAGAAGUGGAAAAAGGCAUGUACAAUCGAGUGGAUCAAGUCGCAUCAAAGGCGCCAGUCGACCACCUCGAAACGCCGGCGGGGUUCCAAGGAGACAUCGCACAUAGCAGACGAUGGAGCGACGCAGGACGUAUGGGUGGAUGGCGUGUCGAAUCUUCCACCUCAAGAUCCCGACCCCAUACUCAGCGACUCUCUCAACAGGUCGAUAUCCAGAGAAACGUUUCCCGACGGUUCGACAGCGUGUCUGUCUACGAGUACAGUCUUCGAGAACUUCAACGGAUCCCAUCACGACGAGAGCGCCUCCCUCAUGAACUCACAGCUCAACCAGCCCUUCUAUGACUUCCCACCUGUCGACGGUCCCGAGCCGUAUUCGACCAGCUACUACAUGGCCCAGCCAAUGCUCGACCCGGAUGUCGCUAUUGAUGGCCAAUCCUCGAGUUACCUCUCUGACGGUUCAAGUUCUUGGGGGCAGCCCAUGUCGAACCCUCAGUCAGUAGUUGACAGCCAGGACCAGGAAUCGACAGGCCAGGACCGCCGGUUCUCUCCUCCCUUAUAUGGAAAUGGCCUGAUGACCAAGAACGCUUCACCCUUCGCCUCGCAUUUUCUUACUGAAGACCAUAGCCGGCUCUAUAUCAAAAAUGGCCUGCUUAAAAUCUAUCACGACUCUCUAGAAGGUGCUUUGAGCUGUUGGCUGAUUGAGAGGAACUGCCCCUAUGCGUCGAGUCCGUUUGUGGACGAAAGAGAUGCUUGGAGCUCCAAAUGGUCCAACAGAAUUGUGACACGAGUCCGCGCAUUAGACGACGCCUAUUUGAGGAGUGGUGUCUUGUCUCAAAAUGAUCAGAAACAGGCUUCAAACGUCCUUAGCCUCGUGAUUAUGGCUUUCGCAGUGCAGUGGGCUCAAUCCUCCUACGGAAAGCACGACAACCUAAGCACGCACCUACCAGAACAUGGGAUUUUUGGGCGCAAUAUGCAAAAAGCGCUCUGGCACAAAGCCAACCUCGCCCUGAGUCAGGCGACGGGAAACCCGUCUUUCAAGGUCAUAUUUGCUGCAAUCAUAUUUUCUUUGACCCAACGUCCCAUGGAGUCGGCCGAAGUCCUCCCCAGCCCAAAUUCACGUCGACAGAAUGACCUCGCAUCGCUGCGCAAGAUUCUCGAUAACGAUGGUGGCCCCAUCUUUUUGGAUGUCGCAGUCCGCAAACUGCAUGAUCAUCAACGAAGACUAAAGGACGCUGAACGCUCUCGGGAUGGGGGUCACCUCGCGUUACAAACGUCCUUCACUCUCGGUGAGCAGGAUAAACAAACGUUUGGACUGAUGUUUUGGCUCGCCAUCAUGUUUGACACAAUUUCCGCUGCCAUGAAUCGACGGACUUUCGCUCUCAGUGACGGCGAAACCAGCAUCGUUGAUGACGUUCACCCACCUGCACCUAGGCUCGCAACAUCUGUCAACGGGUUUGCUUGUGAUCUGGAUGGAUAUUCUGGUUUCUCCAACAUGAACAGUUCUCAGUUGGCUCGAGAGUCGCACAUAUGGGGCAACUAUUUCCUUCGUCAACAGUCCCGGGUCGGAGACGUUCGCAAGCAGACGACCCGUUGGCCUUGCUCCUAUGUCGAUGCUGCCGCAUGCCUCGCUGAUGCUGCUCCCGUCAAGGUCCUUGUUUUUCGCAGGGUAGGACAUCUUCAAGAUCUCUACUACCAGCGCGCCUCAGCCGAGGCGAUCGAGAAUGCCAUUGCUUCCACGUUGGAGGUCUAUAAUCACUGGAAUAAUACCUACGGCCGCUUCAUCAGUGACUGUGUGGCAAACCACGAGAGCCUGCCCGCUCGCAUUCAAUCAUGGUAUCUCCUCUUGGCCAGUCACUGGCACCUGGCCGUCCUCAUUCUGUCGGAUCUGAUCGAGAAGCUGGACGAUUCGAACAUGACCCUGCCGGCAAAUCGGACCGCGAGACAGACGACAGAGUUCUCUGCAGCCGUAAGGUUCCGCUCCGUGUACGCCGUGUCGGACCUCGGCCGAUGUUCGCGCUUCGGCAACGAAGAUCUAUCCUUCUCGCAAUCACCAGAUUUCCACCAUGCGGUCAACAAGGCAGCAUUGCUCACAGAACCAUGGACGGUAGUUUUGGUGCGCUCAUUCGCACACGCCGGUGAAGUUCUCGUCAAACUCGUUCUGUCACGGCGGGAGCCCGGACUUUUCAUGGACACCAACCACCUCUCAGAAGCAAGGAGUCGUCUGAAUGAUUGUAUCGAAGCGUUGUGGCUGCUAGGACGAAAAAGUGACAUGGCGUUAAGUGCAGCAAAAAUACUGCAAGAAGCCGUGAACCAAGGCAUGGCAUAA
Fonsecaea multimorphosa CBS 102226 is the source of this 2508-nucleotide messenger RNA. RefSeq lists its product as uncharacterized. Bases 1 to 2508 code for a protein of 835 amino acids. Gene Ontology annotation, molecular function: DNA-binding transcription factor activity, RNA polymerase II-specific; zinc ion binding. The record is from RefSeq and is a predicted model, not a curated record. Gene Ontology annotation, biological process: regulation of DNA-templated transcription. The transcript has a single exon. NCBI's taxonomy places the organism in Eukaryota, Fungi, Ascomycota, Eurotiomycetes, Chaetothyriales, Herpotrichiellaceae.